This is a messenger RNA of Diospyros lotus (date-plum), 1726 nucleotides long. RefSeq names its product small GTPase LIP1-like. The transcript has 7 exons. Gene Ontology annotation, molecular function: GTP binding; GTPase activity. Gene Ontology annotation, cellular component: endomembrane system. Gene Ontology annotation, biological process: intracellular protein transport. Lineage: Eukaryota; Viridiplantae; Streptophyta; Magnoliopsida; Ericales; Ebenaceae. The record is from RefSeq and is a predicted model, not a curated record. The coding region runs from base 481 to 1488 and encodes 335 amino acids.
UCUCAGCCGAUCUUGUCCCUCUGUCUUCUUGGCAAGCCCUGCCGACAACCGUUAGAACCCUGAUCCUUUCACCGAUCUCUGUUUUCAGAAAUAUAAAUAUAUAUAUAUAUACACACACACACACAUAGAUCAAACAGAUAUAUAGCAAGCAUAAUUCUGAAGCCGACAAGAAAUUGAAUUGGAGGGAACCCAUUUCUCAUUGUUGAAUAUUCUGUUAUUUUAUGCGAAUUUUGAAUUGGAAUCCCGUUUAUAGAUUUCUUCGUCGGAUCAACCUGUGAAUCGAUGGUCGUAGAGGGCCGUUUGGAUUUUAAUCUGGGUGUUUCGUAGUGGUCGCUCCAAUUUCAGCUUUGAUACACGAGUUUUCGAUUCAUCUUCCGAAGACCUUCGUUGAUGUCUGUUAAUUUCGUGGAAUUUUUUUGAGUGGGUUUGGGACGUAGUUUUCUUGGAUGGUGAAUUCAGUAUAGUUCUUUGCGGAGAAAAAUGUUUAGGAGGGAACGCGAGAAAGACAAGAACAAAGAGCUGAAUGGCGGAGCGCUUUGUGGGCAGGUUCGAGUUCUUGUUGUUGGGGAUUCAGGAGUGGGGAAAACUUCUCUGGUUCAUUUGAUUGUGAAAGGUUCCUCCGUUGCUCGUCCUUCUCAAACGAUUGGAUGUACAGUUGAUGUGAAGCACACAAUUUAUGGAAAUUCUGGUAGCUCUUCAAAUAGCAUCAAAGCUGACAGUGAGAGGAAUUUCUUUAUUGAACUCUGGGAUGUCUCAGGACAUGAACGAUACAAAGACUGCAGGUCUCUUUUCUACUCACAAAUAAAUGGUGUAAUCUUUGUACAUGAUCUAUCUCAGAGAAGGACAAAAACAAACCUGCAGAAAUGGGCUGCAGAGAUUGCAGCAACUGGGACAUUCUCUGCUCCUCUAGGAGCUGGAGGUCCAGGUGGUCUCCCUGUCCCUUACAUUGUGAUUGGUAAUAAAGUAGAUAUUGUGGCAAAAGAGGGAACUAGGGGAAGCAGUGGCAAUCUUGUUGAUGCUGCUCGUCAAUGGGUUGAGAAGCAGGGUUUACUUUCCUCUAGUGAGGAACUUCCAUUGACUGAGAGUUUUCCUGGCAGUGGAGGUCUCAUAGCGGCUGCUAAAGGGGCGAGAUAUGACAAAGAAGCUGUGAUGAAAUUUUUUCACAAGUUGAUCAGGAGGAGAUACUUUUCAGAUGACUUACCCACACCAAAUUCAUGGUCUAUCCCAGUCGAAAGAACAUUGCAGCCAUCACAUGAAAUCUCAAACGAUGAAGAUGAGUUGUACAAUAGUACAAGGUUAACUGCAGAUCCCUACAAGUACAAUGUCCUUCCGCCUCUUCCAGCUCAAAACAAUCUGUUGCCACCUCUCACACCUUAUCCUCAGCAGCCAAUGUUGACACCUGACAGCUACACGAUUCCACGAUAUGCGGUGCCCAGCUCCCAGGAUAUCGGCAGCGCAAGAUCGAAGCGUACUAAUAUCAACGUCUGAUGUUUUCUUGAUGAAAUUAUACAUCUUAGAAGCAGAGUGAUGUAGUGGUGGUUCCAAUCCUACUUGUUAGUUUGCAAGCUGUAAGAUGGUUCGUUCAUUCUUUGAUUCAUUGUGUGUUCUCUUUGAAAUGUAUAAUGAUUUGUAGAUCAACAUACAACAGUUCGUUUACUCUUUUGCUAGCUCUUGGAUAAUUUACGAAGAAGCCCAUUAUUUUAAGGGUUCAGUUGAUUUUAUUGUU